This is a messenger RNA of Phyllostomus hastatus (greater spear-nosed bat), 5041 nucleotides long. RefSeq names its product differentially expressed in FDCP 8 homolog (gene DEF8). The transcript has 12 exons. Lineage: Eukaryota; Metazoa; Chordata; Mammalia; Chiroptera; Phyllostomidae. The record is from RefSeq and is a predicted model, not a curated record. Bases 501 to 1841 code for a protein of 446 amino acids.
GAGGGGGAGCCUAGGCGGAUCGGUGAGGGCAGGGGGUGCCCGGGGUGGAGGAAACCGGGGCUCCUGGCCCUUGGGUGCACACAGCCUGCCGCGCCCCGGAGCUCGGGCAGCCCCCUUUCCCGACGCGGUCACGAAGGACUCGAGGGGUCAGGGAUCUGCCCAAGGCCCCGCCCGCGCCCAGGAAGGUUCAGACCUGCGGGGUCGCGGCGCCCACGUACCGUCCUCACCUGGGCGCAGGGGCGCGUGUGGCCCCAGCUGUAACCCCACCCCGAUGGGGCAGGGUUUAGCAGCUCCAGGCGGGGAAGAGCUCCCCCAAGUGACAUUGUCUCCGCUUCUUGCCGUCAACCCUUGUUUUUUGUGGGAUUCCUGAGUCCCUCGGGGACCCUCAUAGCUGCUCCUGCCUCCGUGGAUGCUGGGCUGCUGUGAGUCCCAGUUUCCUCACCUAUGAAGCGGGUGGGGUGGUGGAACAGACUGGCCCCUCCGCCAGCAGGUGGGAUGCUAUGGAAUAUGACGAGAAGCUGGCCCGGUUCCGGCAGGCCCACCUCAACCCCUUCAACAAGCAGCUUGGACCAAGGCAGCAUGAGCAGCGGGCCACUGAGGAGGCCCCAGACACCACUUCUGAAGAGAGCCCGCCUGAGCCGGAGUUCCACUGCACCGAGCGCGUGAUGGACCUGGGUCUGGCCGAGGACCACUUCUCCCGCCCCGUGGGCCUGUUCCUGGCCUCGGAUGUCCAUCAGCUGCAGCAGGCCAUCGAGGAGUGCAAGCAGCUGAUCCUGGAGCUGCCUGAGCACUCCGAGCGGCAGAAGGACGCCGUCGUGAGGCUCAUCCACCUCCGGCUGAAGCUCCAGGAGCUGAAGGACCCCAAUGAAGACGAGCCCAACAUCCGCGUGCUCCUGGAGCACCGCUUCUACAAGGAGAAGAGCAAGAGUGUCAAGCAGACGUGUGACAAAUGCAACACCAUCAUCUGGGGGCUCAUUCAGACCUGGUACACCUGCACAGGGUGUUACUACCGCUGUCACAGCAAGUGCUUGAACCUCAUCUCCAAGCCCUGCGUGCGCUCCAAAGUCAGCCACCAAGCCGAGUACGAGCUGAACAUCUGCCCGGAGGCGGGGCUGGACAGCCAGGAUUACCGCUGCGCCGAGUGCCGCGCGCCCAUCUCUCUGCGAGGCGUGCCCAGCGAGGCCCGGCAGUGCGACUACACGGGCCAGUACUACUGCAGCCACUGCCACUGGAACGACCUGGCCAUCAUCCCUGCGCGCGUGGUGCACAACUGGGACUUCGAGCCACGCAAGGUGUCUCGCUGCAGCCUGCGCUACCUGGCGCUGAUGAUGUCACGGCCGGUGCUCAGGCUCCGAGAGAUCAACCCCCUGCUGUUCAACUACGUGGAGGAGCUGGUGGAGAUCCGGAAGCUGCGCCAGGACAUCCUGCUCAUGAAGCCAUACUUCAUCACCUGCAAGGAGGCCAUGGAAGCACGUCUGCUCCUGCAGCUCCAGGACCGGCAGCACUUCGUGGAGAACGACGAGAUGUACUCGGUCCAGGACCUGCUGGACGCGCACACGGGCCGCCUGGGCUGCUCGCUCACGGAGACCCACACGCUCUUCGCCAAGCACAUCAAGCUGGACUGCGAGCGGUGCCAAGCCAAGGGCUUCGUGUGUGAGCUCUGCAGAGAGGGUGACGUGCUGUUCCCCUUCGACAGCCACACGUCUGUGUGCCGAGACUGCUCCGCCGUCUUCCACAGGGACUGCUACUACGACAACUCCACCACCUGCCCCAAGUGUGCCCGGCUCACCCUGAGGAAGCAGUCUCUCUUCCAGGAGCCCCAGGCCGACAUGGAUGCCUAGAGCCAUGGGCACCCCUCCUCGGCCUGCCUGGAGCCCACCCUCCUGGCCAUUGCCAAUGCCAAGGUGUUUCCUGUGCUCUGGAGACCCCUGGGGUGCAGCCCCUGGACCUCUCCCCCACGCUGGGCCUGAGGGGCAUAAGUGCCACAGGGACCAUUGUGUCUGGGAGUUUGCUGGGACUUGGGGCUGUGCCUGGCUGUUUCCUGGGUGUGCUGCUGCGGUGAGGGCUGGAGUGUACCCCCGCCCCUACAGGGCUCCGUGGGCAGGGGAGUGGACAGCUUCUCUUCUUCCCUGUGGUGAAGAGCCCCCCGUGCCCUUGGAGCUUAGGCAGCAGGGUAUCAGCCACCGUGCCAACCCUGGUUGGCCUCAGGGGAUUGGCUGACGAGACCCGAGGAUGCCGGCUGCACACACCCAGCCUGGGCCUGAGGCUCAUGUGCAGUGGAUGGUUUGGGAUCUACUGGAGGCUCCCAUCCCCCCAGCCCCUUGUUCCUUUGGAAUCUUCUGGUUGUUCCUGGCUGGGGCUCCUCACAGCUGUCCCCCAAGGGCCCUGGCCCUGUCUCCACGGUUCUCUCCAGUAGGUGAGAUGUUGCCUGGAGACCAGGAACUGACGGACAGGGACAGAGCCAGUCCUGGGCCUUUCUGUGCCACAGAGAGGGAAGGGGGCCAUGGGGCCCUCCUCUGGUGGACUGGCUACAGCUCUGACUUGGCCUCAUCCAGCUCUGGCCUCACCCUGCUGCUCUGAGCGGGUGGCUGGGAGUCCUGCCUCCAGGUGUGGAGACGGGGAGACUCCAGGUUAAGCAAGAAGAUUGGUUACAGCAGACUCGAGUAGCAUUUCUGGGGACCAGAUUUGUCCCACCACAGUGCCUGUGGAGGAGCCUGGACAGCCUGGAGACCACCAGCCAGGGACCUUUUCUAGGGGGGCCUGAGGCCAGGCACUGGGAGUACCGGCUGCAGGGAGCUCCAGGCAGGAAGCCUAGAGCCCACAGAGGAAGAGGCCCCAGCACCUGACCCACUGCUCCUCAGUGGGGGAGCUGCGCCGACUGGACAUCUGCAGGGAGGCCCGUGUGUCGGAGACCCUGCACCGAGGGGAAGGCCUGAGGGAAGGCGCUUCCCUGGCUGCACUGUGCUCAGCUGCCUCGCGCAGGUGCAGGGUGGUGGGCAGGGGACACAGCCACUGCGGUGCCCCUCACCUUUGACUGGGAAGCCCACGGGAAGAGGUCGUAGCCAGCAGAAGGGGCAGCUCAGCUUGCUGGCUGAUGCGAGGGGCACUGAAGACAGUGCCGUGUGGUGGCUUUAGGCGACCCUGCUCUGCCCUGCUUCAGUGUGACAGCGAGGAGCGGGCUCAACGACGGGUCCUCGGCCCACCUCUCCUCUGGGGCUGCAGAGGGGGUAAGGGCAGGUGCCUCGGGUCUGCACGUUUUCAUGGCCACACGUUUCUGUCGUGGGGACAUUAGCCAUCCCUGAGUUUCCCGUGUCACAGGGUCCAGAGAAAACGUAGGCAUGCUGGCAUUUGUCCGACACAGCUGGCUCCCCUCCCUUUUUUUAAGCUCCCUUAAUUACCUCCUGCCUCAACACCUCCUCCCCACCUGCAUCUUCUGGAUGACAAAGUCUCCAAACAGAAUCACGGGUGGUCUGAGUCCACAGCAACGUAACAAAACCCACCGAGAAACCGGUUUGCACCUCCCGGAGGAACAGUGAGGGGCACCCAGCUGGGACAAGGUUGCAGCCACUGUCUCAUUAAAUCUGUGUACUCCAGACUCUGCUGUGUGUGGUGAAAUGGGGGCAAGGCAGGGCGUGUCGGACACACGCCUGAGGUGUGCAGACGUAUCUUCUGUGAGGUGGUGAAGGUGCAGACAGUAUCUCACAGGUUGUUUGGGCUCUGGGGGGGUGGGAGCACUGAGCUGGGCACACGGAGAAUGCUCAGGAAGCAGAAGCUAUGUCUCACUUCCAGAGUCCUGUGGUAGAAGAGCUGUCUCGUUGGCCAGUGUAGCAAUGAGAAAGUCACAGGUCCGGGGCCCGCUGCAUUUGCUAGAGCACUGCAAGGGCUGACACUGAACCUCAAGGUCAUGCCAGUCACCCUUGGACAUCAGGAAACCGUAAAUCCCCAACACAAAUUACAUCCAAACCUCUGUACAUGUACAUUUUUCUACAGGGAAAUCUGUGGAUUCGACGAGGAUCUCAAAGGGGCUAUGGUGCAGAAAACCUCAGGAGUUUCGGCUAGGUGACAAUGCUUUGUCUACAUGCGUGGUGAUCAGAUAGGCUGUCAGCAACCCUGCCCCUAAAGCUUGCGGCUGAGCCUCAGCUACAAACAACUGAAGCUCUACUUUGGAUAUCGGGGAGGAUGUGAUCUUUACCCUCCCCCACUUUCAGGUUAUGAAAUAGGAUCUUAACAUUUUUAUUUUGACACACUUAGGCUUACAGAACAUUGCAAACCAUUCCUAUGUACCGGUCUCCUGGAUGUCCUAAAUAUUAAUAGUUGGCCCCAUCUGCUUUAUUCUUUCUCCACAUGUACCUUUUUCUCUGAAUGGUCUCACAUGGUGGGUUGCAGAGACAAUAUCUUUCAGUACUUGUGUGUAUUCCUUCCAAACAAGGGCAUUAUCUUACGUGGCCCCAGGGCAAUUAUCAAAAGAAAUGAGGAAGCCAACAUUGACACAGCACAAGAAAACUUACAACAAGCCUUGUUUGGGUUUUACCACACAGCUGUCAGGUCUCUUUCACCUUCUUAAAUCUGGAAGGGUGCACGGCACCCACUGUUGAGAAGAGCACAGGCUACUUAUUUUGAGGAAUGUCCCUCAGUGUGAGUUUUCCCUAUUGGAUCUGGGGUUUGCACUUUGGGUGGGGAUUCCGGAGGCGAUGCUGCUGUACCCAGUGUGGCACCUGGCUUGCGCCCGGAGGUGCUGACUGUGCCUCACCUGUUUCUCUGUCCUUCGAGCUAUUCCUGUCAUUCUUCAGGUUCUCAUUGACCUUCUGGCAUAGCCAGAUGUUUCAGGCAUAUCCUGUCCUUUCCCAGUCCCAGCCCUGACACCAGCCAUUUCUCCAAGGAGCCCCGGUGCCUUUCAGUGGGAAAUGGUGUUUGGUAAACCACUGGGUGUGCUCGUGGACACUGGACUGUCACUGCUUCUUGGUCCUUUCAACAGACAGAGCUGAGAAAUAGCCCUCCCUGUCUAUUUCUCUAUUUGACAAUAAACAUUAAAAACCACGAA